GAACGCAAGGUUUCUGGUUCGUUCAGUCGGCCUGUGACAAAGACAGGGUCAUGGCGAAUGCAAAGGGAUCUUACGAUCUUUGGGGAAAUCGGGAGACGAAACAUUGAAAAGGGAGGUGAGCACCCGAUCAGCUGACGCCUAUCAGAGUCAAAAUGAUGAACGGAACCAAACGCCGUCUGACCAGGAGGAGAGGGGGCAGUGGGGGAACAAGGCGGAGUUCGUCCUGUCCUGCAUCGGUCUGUCCGUGGGGCUGGGCAAUGUCUGGAGGUUCCCCUACCUGGCUUACAAAAAUGGAGGGGCCGCCUUCCUGAUCGCUUACCUGGUCCUGCAGCUGUUGAUCGGGAAGCCUAUGUACUUCAUGGAACUGGUGAUGGGCCAGUUCUCGGGGAAAGGUCCAACAGGUGUCUGGGAGAUGAACCCCAGUGCCAAGGGUAUUGGUAUCGCCAUGGUGAUCAUCUCCCUUGACGUCGCCAUCUACUACAACGUCAUCAUGGCCUACACACUCUACUACUUCUUCUCCUCUAUGCAAGCCGUGCUGCCAUGGACGAAGUGUAAAGAGGAAUGGAUCGAACUGGGAUGCGUGGAGCAGAGAAGAAAGGCGCCGCCAUUCUGUACAGAGAACGCCACGUUGAAUGAGCUUUUGUCCGAGUGCGCCUGCACUAAGAAUGAAACGAUCGACCAGUUCUUGACCGUCAACUGCACGAACCUCACCUACACAGGUUUACCCAAGUCUUCAGCGGAGUUUUUCUUCAAUGAGGAGGUUAUUCAAAGGUCCGCUGGACUCGAACCCGAGAACAUGGGCGCGCCGUUAUGGAAGCUGUCACUGUGUCUCCUACUGUCGUGGAUUGUUGUCGUGCUCUGUCUCAUUAAAGGCGUUAAGUCUUCAGGCAAGGUUGUAUACUUCACAGCCACCUUUCCUUACAUAGUUUUACUCAUACUGUUGGUGCGAGGAGCGAUGCUUGAUGGUGCCAUUGACGGGGUCAAGUUCUUCAUUAUACCUGAGUGGUCAAAACUGCUUGAUAUAGAGGUGUGGGUUGCCGCUGCGGGACAGAUGUUCUUCUCGCUGUCGGUGUCGUUCGGUGGGAUCCUCAUGUUCGGCAGCUAUAACAAGUUCAGUAACAACGUGUAUGGCGACGCGUUACUCAUUAGUGUUAUGGACUUGGUGACGAGUAUUAUAGCAGGGUUUGUGAUAUUCACAACCUUUGGUGGAAUGGCCAAAACCAUCGGGGCCAACGUCACCGAUGUUGCUGAAGCAGGUUAUGGACUGGCGUUCGUGGCCUACCCAGAAGCGUUGUCCAAUUUCCCCUUACCUCAGCUGUGGUCAGUCAUCUUCUUUUUCAUGCUGUUUACCCUGGGGCUGGACAGUGAGUUCGGCCUGAUGGAGACGGUGUUGACCUGCAUCCAGGAUGAGUUCCCUCAUCUCCGGAAGUACAAGAGUUGGCUCUGCGUCGGUCUCGGAAUCGGCUGCUACUUCCUGGCUCUGCCUUGUGUCUGUCCGGGGGGCGACUACGUGGUGACGCUGAUGAACGACUUCGGCGCCGACUUCUCGGUCUUGGUGGUGGCGUGCUUCGAGUGUAUUGCCGUCAUGUGGGUUUAUGGCGUGAUGCGGUUCAUGAAGGAUAUCGAAUACAUGCUGGGAAGUAAGCCCCACGUCUGGCCUUACUGGGUGUUCUGUUGGGCUGUAGCAUCACCAUUCCUUAUCGGGGCUAUGUUCAUAUACCGGAUGGUGAAGUUUAAACCGCCUACCUACCCGAAUGAUAUGGCCUACCCGGUGUUCGCCCAGAUAAUAGGCUGGGUACUCGCUGCUGUCGUCAUCAUCCCGAUCCCUGGGUGGUUCCUCUAUAUAUUACUGAAAACACCUGGCUCAAUCACCGAGCGUCUUAGAAAAAUAUUUUCACCAACAUCUAAAUGGGGUCCAGCUGAUAGAAGAGAACUACCGAGUCAGUCCACAAGACUAUCAGAUGAAGGAAACCUCAAUCCGGCCUUCACCAAGUAAACAACAUCAACCAUUGACUGCUGGAUCUCUUUUUGCUGACAUUGUUUUGAGUCCUCUUAGACCUGCAAACCAUUUCUGCACGAAACGUCACACCAGCCAUGUUUCUGGGGCAGGGAAGAAUUCUUGCAGGAGUUAACCAAGGGUCUUUUACUCGAAAGUGAUUCUGCGGUAGAGCGGUUUAUGCAAGACACUUGGUAUAAGACGUGUGUAUCCUGUACUAAUAAACGUCAUAAUGAAUAUAUUGGACGCUUAUCCCGAGUCUACAUUGUACACUAACAUCGAAAAAUAUUAAAAGAAAUUCAAGUCGGUGAUCAGUGACUCGUCCGAAUACAAACACUCUUGUGCCGAAGUUUUAUGUGUCGAACUUAUAUUAUGGUUGUCUCGAAGUAAAAGCUCGAAUUAUGUUCAGUCACUGCACGAUUUUAGUGCGGUUGUAUCGAACCUGAAGCUCGAAUUAUGUUCAAUUUCGACACGAUGUUGUUUGACUAUUUUUAGUUGUGAAACUCUUAGAAAAUUUGAUUUUUAAGUUGUAAAUAAAUGUGUUAAUAUUUUUGUUUUACACUUCCAUAUUACCAACAAUAAUUUGCAAAUAUAUUUAGUUGCAAAAUUAUACUGAAUUCAUCACAAUAAAGGCCGUACCUCGGGUAGAAAAGGCCUUAUAUGUACAAAAUGCCCAUCAACAUAAUGGCGGAUGAAUUUAGGUUAAUCAGAACUUUUGCAUCCUUUUGCGUCAGACCAAUGAAUUUCUGUCAGAGAAUGAAUGAUAAUGGCUUGAAUGUGUUGCUUUGCUUCUUGUCAUUUGAUCAAAUGUAGAUUUGAAACAUAUAAAUUUCAUGUAAAACUGAUGUUUCACGGCUUUUAAAAUGUUACAUUGUCUCGAACUGGUGGUGAAUCCGGAAACCCUCUAAUUCCCAGAAAUGUUACCCCAUUUCGCUGAAAUCUUGCCCUCUAUUCGAAGAUCUAUUACCCCUUACUCCGAAAGAAACACUACCUUGUAAUUAGUUGAAAUAACAUCAUUAAAGGGUAUGAACGUGUCAGUGAUCUUUGUACAGUGUAAAUAAUAUAGGGCCAGGUGCUGAGUUGCAGUUUAAGUUUUAAAAAUACCUAUACCAAGCUAUAUUUACACCACUUGCACUGUAAAACCUUGCUAACCCGGAUGCUUUCGUGUACAGUAAAAUCAUCCUGAUUAAUCAAAUUUGGUCAGCCUUGGAACCAGGGUGCAUCUGAUCAUACCUGGAGGCUCCCCACAAUAUCGUUUUCGAGGUAGUCCGGAUUAAAAAGGUCCACAUUAUCGAGGUUCUCAUUUAUGUGACAGAGCACCCAUAUCAAGUAAUGCUUAUCUUAAGAUACACAUACACUUAAAAAGGACUUGCACAGCGUCUUUAGCAUCCGUACAAUGAACAUUGCUUUUAGCAUAGAUUUCUUACGAUUAUGAAAACGGUUUUGUGGGGUUAUUGGUUAUACUGAAUGUAACAGUUCACUCUAUCCUCGUGAGUCAGGGGAUGUUUUAAUGUUCCUGGCAACUGGGGUAUGGCUUCUUUAGUUGAGCGAGAAUACAAUUCAUACACUGUGUAUCUUAGAUCAUAGUUCGUUUUGAGGUUCAACGUAAAGUUUAACUUGUGAUUAAGCAUUAUGUUUCUGACAGACAUACUGAUUGUUUCCUGUAUCCGUCAUUUUAAUGGUGCCUUUUUCUGAUGGAGACGCUCAAAGGCACUGGCGGUUUGGUGUCAGCAUCCCCAUAAACCUGGACACUUUAUUCCAGAUAUAGUUUCAAAUGGCACGUGUGUCCUGAAUGCUUUUACUAAUCUGCCGUCUUAUGUUCUGAAAAAGAGCUUGCCUUAUUUGAGAAGAGCGUUUUGAUGUAAUUAAAUAAUCUGUACCUUGAAACAAACGGGUAUAAAAGGUUCAGUUAUCCUUACAUUCACCUGAUAUUGAUAUAUUAGAAACGUGUGUGUUUUUAAUCCAAGAUUCCAAUGUGUCACCCAUGUCCUGCUUCAUGUGAGUUUCAAUAGGACCAGUAAGUUUCGCGAGGCGCUACUUCCGGUACUAAGCUGGUUCCUUUGCGCACGUCAACUUGCGAUAAGCGAGACGGGGCCCAGGUUACUUCCGGUACCAGACUUCCGGUGGCAAGCGUAUGUUCAAGAACCAGUUCUGGUUCCAAAUUGCGCGACUGGAUUUAUUAGACCGAACCAAGUGUACAACCAUGAGUUGCUGUCACAGCUGUUGACAGUCAUAAUAGUUGGCUUAUUUGGGGAUGGUUAGAUCGGAAAGUUGUUAUUCCAGUCAACUGACAACCUUUGGGACCAUUCGAAAAGGUAUGAAACGUUGUUUGUCACCGGAAGUACUAAGGUCUCGCGAAGUGCCGUGACCUACUUUCGGGCCCUAUUCAGAUCUAUAUGCACAUACAGAUGACCCUCGUUACUCCGGACGUUAUCGUCCAUCCGGAUGAUCUUGCCCGUAAGGCGGUUUUCGGAUUAACGGGAUUUUCAUGUAUUCACGUUUUAGCAAUAUCAUAUCAACGUCAUUUUACAAGAUUAUCAGUUGCUGUAUAUGUAUCUGUAAGUUUACCUAUGUCAAUGAAAUGCUCAACAUAUAUAUGUAGAUAUAUUUUAUCAAGGAAAUGUCACUAUACCAUACACCAAUUUCAUUUCGUGAUUAUAUUAUAUUGUGUACUAUAUUUUUUAUACCACAGUGUACAAUAAAUGUUUUCUGAAAUGAUCAA
Haliotis rubra (blacklip abalone) is the source of this 4718-nucleotide messenger RNA. Its product is annotated as sodium- and chloride-dependent glycine transporter 2-like. The transcript has 15 exons. The record is from RefSeq and is a predicted model, not a curated record. Lineage: Eukaryota; Metazoa; Mollusca; Gastropoda; Lepetellida; Haliotidae. Gene Ontology annotation, biological process: sodium ion transmembrane transport. Gene Ontology annotation, molecular function: L-amino acid transmembrane transporter activity. Gene Ontology annotation, cellular component: membrane. The coding region runs from base 350 to 1996 and encodes 548 amino acids.